CCAGCUUUAAUUGUACAGAAACGACCACCGCUGGUACGUGCUAUGUCGGCUCCUGUCCGCAGUAUUGAUGAUAAUUCCAAAAGUUCAUUUUUGGCAAAUAAUAAACGUAAAUCAAGACGUCGAAAAUUGAAUGCUCGCACCAUAACCUGUGAUCGUGACUUAUCAUCGCCCACGUCGACAAAUGUGAAUAAUUUGAAUUUCGAUUCAAAGGCGAAUAAGAAAAUUUUACAACGUUCAAGAUCCGUGGCACCGGAUGUUAUCACAUUGGUAUCGCUCAUAAGUUCAGAGGGUUCGGAUUCCGAGAAAGAAGAUUGUUGCUCCUCGACACCCAGUAAUUCGGAUUCGAAUAGUCCAACAAGAAGGGCGCCUUCACUACGCAAGGCGGGGAAAUCAGUAUCAUUUCAGGAAAACUACCCGCCAACAUUUCAGUUUGCCUCCAAGGAAUAUUCACAUAUGCUACGACGGGGUUCCAUAGCUCCAUUGGCAGCACGUAUUAAAUCAAAUCGACCACCGACAGCACCGCCUGGGUCCAUUUUUCAUACAACCACCACCAGCAACAACAACACGACCAAUAAAUCCUCCUCGAAGAAUAUGAAUGACGACAGGGACACAGAUGAUAAUAAUCCAGCUGAUGAAAACAAAAAUAAUGCCAACAUAAAUAAUCAAAAUUCAACACCUAACCUCAAAAAAUCAAAUGAUUUGGAAGAAGAAUCCCUAUAUCAAUAUCCGGAUUAUGUUCGCAGUAUUAAAGAACGUGAAUGUUGGAAACUUUUUCAAAAAAUGUCAGCCAAAGGUGUUAACAUAACCUAUGAUACCAUUUUGCGGGGUAUGUUGACGCCAACAGAAUUUCGCCAACUACAAAAACAACGUGAAAUGGAAGAGGCAAAGGCAUUGCUACGCGAAAGCGAACAAAUGACAAUAAUGUUAAAUGAAGAACAAGAGCAGAAAAUGAAAAAUAAUCGUAAAACCUCGCCGCUGGAAAGAAUUACUGAAAAUUUACCCAAGAACUGA
This is a messenger RNA of Musca vetustissima, 1011 nucleotides long. RefSeq names its product nuclear transcription factor Y subunit gamma. Lineage: Eukaryota; Metazoa; Arthropoda; Insecta; Diptera; Muscidae. The record is from RefSeq and is a predicted model, not a curated record. The transcript is spliced from 2 exons. Bases 43 to 1011 code for a protein of 322 amino acids.